Lemur catta (Ring-tailed lemur) is the source of this 1508-nucleotide messenger RNA. RefSeq names its product olfactory receptor 13A1. Gene Ontology annotation, biological process: G protein-coupled receptor signaling pathway. The transcript is spliced from 4 exons. Gene Ontology annotation, cellular component: membrane. The coding region runs from base 466 to 1452 and encodes 328 amino acids. Gene Ontology annotation, molecular function: G protein-coupled receptor activity; olfactory receptor activity. NCBI's taxonomy places the organism in Eukaryota, Metazoa, Chordata, Mammalia, Primates, Lemuridae. The record is from RefSeq and is a predicted model, not a curated record.
CUUGAUGAGAAUUAAAGCCAAUGCCCUGUGAAUCUUGGGGGAGCAAGGUCUUUGUUAUUAUUUUCAGAAGAAGAAAUAACUGGCUGAGGUCCAACAGACGUAUGGUUAUUCUCAUAGAAAGAGUGUUGGCACCCUGAACCUUUGAUCUCCUCUUGACCGAUUGGUGGAGGAAGCUGCCCACCUGCCCUGCAAAUCACAGUGAGCGGCUGCAGGUGCUGACUCUGGUUUGUCUGUGAAUUGCACUGUGAGGUGAACCAUGAUGUCAUGCUGGCUGGGGAAUCAGGUGGCUAAAAUCCUAUGGAGGACAUCAGUGGGAAGUGCAGAAACCUCACACUGGGACAUCAAUGGGACAAAUCCAAUUCUGUCCCUCUUACCCUGAAGUUAAACAGGAAUCACUCACUGAGCCAUGAACAGUCUUCACCUCACAAAACGGUGAUAUGACCCAGAUUGGAGCCCUGAGAUCACAUGAAGCUGUGGGUGGAGACUCAUCUGAUAGUCCUGGAAAACCCUCUCAGCCCAAGGACCAUGAGUAACCAGACCCUGGUAACAGAGUUUAUCCUGCAGGGCUUUUCAGAGCACCCAGAAUACCAGGUGCUCUUAUUCAUCUGUUUCCUCUCCCUUUACUCUGUGGCCCUCACAGGUAAUGUCCUCAUCAUUUUGGCCAUCACCUUCAACCCUGGGCUCCACACCCCCAUGUACUUUUUCCUGUUCAACUUGGCUACUAUGGACAUUAUCUGCACCUCUUCCAUCAUGCCCAAGGCCCUGGAAGGUCUGGUGUCAGAGGAAAGCUCCAUUUCCUAUGGAGGCUGUAUGGCCCAGCUCUAUUUUCUCACGUGGGCUGCAUCUUCUGAGCUGCUCCUGCUCACGGUCAUGGCCUAUGACCGGUAUGCAGCCAUUUGCCACCCCCUGCAUUAUAGCACCAUGAUGAGCAGGGCGUUCUGCAGCAUGCUGGCUGCAGGUGUGUGGGUACUCUGCGCCUUCAACACAGCCAUCCACACGGGGCUGAUGCUGCGCUUGAAUUUCUGUGGCCCUAAUGUUGUUACUCACUUCUUCUGUGAGAUCCCUCCUCUGCUGCUUCUCUCCUGUAGCUCCACCUAUGUGAACAGUGUCAUGAUUGUCCUGGCUGACGCCUUUUACGGCAUAUUGAACUUCCUCCUGACCAUCGUGUCCUAUGGCUUCAUCAUCUCCAGCAUCCUGAAAAUGCGCACUGCGGAGGGGAAGCAGAAAGCCUUCUCCACCUGCUCGUCCCACCUAACUGUGGUGUGCAUGUAUUACACUGCUGUCUUCUAUGCCUAUAUAAGCCCCGUCUCCAGCUACAGUGCAGAAAAGAGCAAGUUGGCUGGCGUGCUGUACACCAUGUUGAGUCCUACCCUCAACCCCCUCAUUUAUACUUUGAGAAACAAGGAGGUCAAGGCAGCCCUCAGGAAGCUUUUUCCUUACUUCAGAAAUUAAUUUGUGGGAAUUAACCUUUCUGUGAGGGGUCUGAUUAUCAAGUUUCUGGUCUGGAA